This is a messenger RNA of Strongylocentrotus purpuratus (purple sea urchin), 876 nucleotides long. RefSeq lists its product as uncharacterized. The transcript has 4 exons. NCBI's taxonomy places the organism in Eukaryota, Metazoa, Echinodermata, Echinoidea, Camarodonta, Strongylocentrotidae. The record is from RefSeq and is a predicted model, not a curated record. The coding region runs from base 76 to 555 and encodes 159 amino acids.
UCUACACGCUUAACAGCUUUGCUGACAUUUUCAACAUUCUUGUUUAACUUAUUCGUCAGUACUUCGCAAGUUGUGAUGGCAGACAUUUUGACUGACAAAAUUGUGCAGAAAUUGUCAAAACUGAUUGAUCCUGCGAUUGUCCGCCCAGAAAACUUUAGCGUAGACCUGGGAUUUACCAAAGCUGAGGGCAAUGCCGCAGCGAUAGGGGCCAAUCUCACCAUGUAUCAACAUGGCGCAUUCGACAAACUCCUCUCCAAGUAUGUUAUGAAGCAUGGACGGAAGAGCGAAAGUGCUCUGCAACUGAGACAGAUCUUUCUAGAGAGUGGAGAGAUGAAGCCCUGCGCUGAUUUCGUCAAAGCAGAAUUAGAGAAGUUUAAAAUUCCUGUCCCGUCAGACGCAGAAACACUCGUGGACACAUCUGUACCCCUCCCGUCCCCUCCUUGCGGCAUACCUGGUGAGGUAGCAGAGGCCGCUGGUGGGACUAAAACCGGUGCAAAGACGAAGGAAGUAUGUAAGGAUCCAGCUUACAAGCCUGACGAGGAAAUGGAAACAUGAACGUCCAUACCUUUGUUAUUUUUUAAUUACUUUUUUUUAACAUAGUGCAGAUAACUUCAUUAGUUUUGCUUUCCAAAUCUAAUGAUUGAAAAAAGAAAAAAGAUAACACGAUGUCUUGAAAUCCAAUACCACUUAGCUAAUCGCAAUGCUUGUUUACUCAUUAGUCACACGGUAUUACAGGGUGAAAAUUGUCUACAUAAAUUUGAAACUGUUUGAAGCAAUAACUAUUAAUGCUUGUCAUCUAGUAUUUUUAUGUAUGAAUAUGAAUGUAUUUGUGGUAUGAAAACGAAAUUAAAAUUUGUAUUUGUAUGGAAUUAUUUA